AUGGAUGAGUUUGAUAUGAUAGAUCUAGGAAGGAGGCGUUACUUUGUUGGUAUUGAGGUGGUGCAAUCACUAGCUGGAAUUUUUAUUGGCCAAAGAAAGUAUGCUCAAGAAAUUUUAGAAAGGUUUCAGAUGAAUGAUUGCAAUUUUGUUCAGAAUCCAAUUGUUCCAAAUUGUAAGCUCACAAGAGAUGAAGGACUGGACAUGAUGUUUGUGGUUAGUCUCAUCAGCAGAUUCAUGGAAGCUCUAACUGAACUUCAUCUUCAAGCUACAAAAAGAGUGUUUUGA
Messenger RNA from Prunus armeniaca (apricot), 285 nucleotides. The record is from the annotation of a GenBank genome assembly. NCBI's taxonomy places the organism in Eukaryota, Viridiplantae, Streptophyta, Magnoliopsida, Rosales, Rosaceae.